Sesamum indicum (sesame) is the source of this 2131-nucleotide messenger RNA. Lineage: Eukaryota; Viridiplantae; Streptophyta; Magnoliopsida; Lamiales; Pedaliaceae. The record is from RefSeq and is a predicted model, not a curated record.
AAGUACGACAGUUUCAUAGGUGGUUUUCGUAAUAAGUCUCCGAGUCAACAUCUCUGCUCUUACUCUGCAGAUCCUACUCAAGUAGCUACACAGCUGACGGCCAUGUCCAAACCCCGCCGCCACAUGCCGUCCAUCUCCGCCGUCAUCCUCAUCCUUUCCCUUUCCUUAUCAUCAACUCUCUCCGUCAUCCACAAUCAAGAACCACAAGUUAACGAAGAAUCCGACCCCAUAUCACGAUUCCGAAACUACCUAAGAAUCAACACAGCUCACCCCGCGCCAGACUACGCCGCCGCCGUCAAUUACCUCACCGCCUUCGCUGCCACCAUUCCCAGCCUCCAAAUCCGAACGCUUUAUUUCACCACCCCAGAUAAACCACUCCUCCUUAUCACAUGGCCCGGUUCAAACCCUUCCCUCCCUGCGGUUCUCUUCAAUUCCCACCUCGACUCGGUCCCUGCCGAGCCCUCCAAGUGGCUGCACUACCCCUUCGCAGCCCACUUAUCCGAUGAUGGCAAAAUCUACGCCCGCGGUGCUCAGGACGAUAAGUGCAUCGGUGUGCAGUAUUUGGAAGCCAUUAAGGAGUUAAAAAGCAAGCUUGAUUACACUCCGUUGAGAACCGUGCACAUUUCUUAUGUGCCUGACGAAGAAGUGGGAGGAUUUGAUGGGAUGGCGAAGUUUGUUGAGAGUAAAGAGUUUAAAGAAUUAAAUGUUGGAUUUGUGUUGGAUGAAGGGCAGGCGUCUGUUAAUGAUGAGUUUAGAGUCUUUUAUGCAGACCGGUCGCCUUGGAAUUUGGUGAUUAAGGCGACGGGAGUGCCGGGGCACGGGUCGAGAAUGUAUGAUAAUAGUGCUAUGGAGAAUUUGAUGAAGAGUGUUGAGGUUAUUAUGAAGUUUAGGGAGAAUAACUUUGAUUUGGUUAAGGCUGGUUGGGCUGCCAAUUCGGAGGUUAUCUCGGUUAAUCCUGUAUUCUUGAAAGCUGGAAUUCCAUCGCCUUCUGGAUUCUUCAUGAAUAUGCAACCAUCCGAGGUGGAGGCUGGAUUUGAUGUUCGGCUGCCACCAACAGUAGACCCCGAUCUCAUGAGGAGGAGAAUUGCGGGGGAAUGGGCGCCAGCGUGGAGGAACUUGACUUAUGAGAUAACAGAGAAAGGUCCUCUCAGAGACUACAUGGGACGCCCUUUGGUGACAGCAACUAAUGAUUCUAACCCAUGGUGGACCAUAUUCAAACAGGCAAUUGAAGCAGCUGGCGGGAAACUUGCUAAGCCUGAAAUCUUAUCUUCGACUACCGAUGCUCGAUUCAUGAGACAGAUGGGAAUUCCAACUCUUGGUUUUUCUCCAAUGAAGAACACUCCCAUAUUGCUUCAUGACCAUAAUGAGUUUCUGAAGGAUAGUGUUUAUCUUAAUGGGAUUAAGGUUUAUGAGCACGUAAUUAGAUUGUUGAGUUCCUUCGAUGGAGCUACAGUCAGUGAAACAAAAUGAUUAGACUCCAGAACUCAGCGGAGCAUGGGAGCAUUGGUACAACACUCGUCUCUCCUGAAACAGGAUUAGGCUUUGACAUAUGUCUUUUCCAUCCCACUAUGAUUUUGUCUGAAGUCAUCAGUUCAUUAGUGAUCUUAGUUGCUACCGGAGAUGCAAUACAUUAGCUUUGAUCCUGCGAACUGUUGCUGGUGCUUUAGAUUCUCUCGCUCUAUGAAAAUUGUACACUAUGCUUUGAAGCAUGGACCUGUAACUAUAGAAUAAAAUGUUGCUUCCAGUGUUUUCCAGAGGAAGCCAAUGCCGUGGUUGUUGUAACAUCACUACUGAUUGUUGUAAAUUGCUUGCUAUGUAAGAAGAGCUAAGUUCAACUUGCUUUAUGGGUUCAUCCAACUUUCUUGAUUACUCAUGGUGUUUGGAAGCUAACGUAUAUGAGAUGGACGCAGCAAAGUUUCAACGGCAGAAAAAGGUAAUGUCAAUGGUGGAAUUCGAAAUAAACCAUUGGGUUGGUGAAGUGUGAUUAUUUCCAUGAGCUGUUCUUGGAUAAACAUCGUAUUUCGAUUCAAGUCUUGAUUCAUGCUAUGUUUCCUGAUGGAACCUGAUGCACUUCUGGAGAGUAGCUAUGUACCCUGAACUUUGUUUAUCUAAACCACGGACUUCCAUGUUA